This is a messenger RNA of Sturnus vulgaris (Common starling), 2313 nucleotides long. It is a transcript of the gene SLC27A6, whose product is annotated as solute carrier family 27 member 6. The record is from RefSeq and is a predicted model, not a curated record. Gene Ontology annotation, cellular component: endoplasmic reticulum membrane; plasma membrane. NCBI's taxonomy places the organism in Eukaryota, Metazoa, Chordata, Aves, Passeriformes, Sturnidae. Gene Ontology annotation, biological process: long-chain fatty acid metabolic process; long-chain fatty acid import into cell. Gene Ontology annotation, molecular function: long-chain fatty acid transmembrane transporter activity; long-chain fatty acid-CoA ligase activity.
AUGCGUGGCUGGGAGGACCUUUACCCGCUCCCAGUGCCGCCCGCCUGGGUACCGGGAGCUGCUGUCGGGAUUCUUUCCUUGCACUUCAUCCAGAAACUCCUCUUCCCCUACUUCUGGGCAGACCUGGGAUACCUGCUCAAAGUGUUGACCUAUGGGCUGAGGAUGGAGAUGUACCGGCUGCAAGGAAGGGUUGUCACCGUCCUGGACAAGUUCGUGACGCUGGCGGAGAAGCAGCCCCACAAACCGUUCCUCAUCUACGAAGGGACCGUUCACACCUACAGGGAUGUGGACCGGAGGAGUAACAGGAUAGCACAGGUCUUCCUGCAGCACGAGGCUCUGAAGAAGGGAGACACGGUGGCCUUGCUGAUGGGGAACGAGCCAGACUUCAUACACGUGUGGUUCGGACUGGCCAAGUUGGGCUGUGUGGUGGCGUUCCUCAACUUCAAUGUCCGCUUCAGAUCUCUCCUGCACUGUGUCAGUAGCUGUGAGCCCAAGAUACUGGUUGUGGGAGCAGAUUUGCUUGGGACGUUGGAAGAAAUACUUCCUAAACUUCAAAAAGAUGUUAGUGUUUGGAUAAUGGCCAAGGAUUCCAGGUUUCCAGGUGUGCAUACCCUUUUAGACAAAAUAGAAGUUGCAUCUGAAGACCCUGUUCCAGUUAAUCGAUGCACUGCCAAGAACCUCAAGUCAGCUGUUUUAUACAUAUUUACUUCGGGAACUACAGGUCUUCCAAAGGCAGCAGUCAUUAGUCAUUUACAGAUUCUUAAAGGAGCUGCUGGACUGUGGGCUUUUGGUGCUACUUCAGAAGAUAUCAUUUAUAUUACUCUGCCUCUUUAUCACAGUGCAGCUUCUCUUCUUGGCAUUGGUGGAUGCAUUGAACUGGGUGCAACCUGUGUGUUAAAAAAGAAGUUCUCAGCUAGUCAGUUCUGGAGUGACUGCAGAAGGUACAACGUGACUGUCAUCCAGUACAUUGGAGAACUCUGCCGUUACCUUUGCAAUCAGCCAGUGAAGGAAGGAGAAAAAAAUCACAAAGUCCGACUAGCAGUUGGAAAUGGAGUAAGAAAUGAUGUAUGGAGGGAAUUUUUAGACAGAUUUGGUGCUGUUAAGAUCUGUGAGUUCUAUGGUGCUACUGAAGGAAACAUUUGUUUCAUGAACCACACAGGAAAAGUUGGAUCUGUUGGACGCACCAAUUUCUUUUAUAAGCUUUUUUUCCCAUUUGAUUUAAUCAAGUAUGAUUUCCAAAAAGAUGAACCAAUUAGAAAUAAGCAUGGUUGGUGUGAAAAAGUUAAGAAAGGUGAGGCUGGUCUUCUGAUUUCCAAAGUCAAUGCGAAGAACCCCUUCUUUGGUUAUGCUGGCAGUAAAAGACACACAGAAAAGAAAUUACUCUGUGAGGUAUUUAAGAAGGGAGAUCUUUAUUUUAAUACUGGAGAUAUAAUGGUUCAAGACCAUGACAAUUUUCUAUAUUUUUGGGACAGGAUUGGAGAUACCUUCAGAUGGAAAGGGGAGAACGUUGCCACUACAGAAGUUUCUGAUGUCAUUGUAAUGCUGGACUUCAUUCAAGAAGCAAAUGUGUAUGGUGUGUCUGUGCCAGAUCAUGAAGGAAAAGCAGGAAUGGCUUCUCUUAUUUUAAAGCACAAUGCAUCAUUAGACUUGGAGCAAAUGUAUAAGCAAGUAGUGACCUAUCUACCAAGUUAUGCUUGUCCCCUUUUCUUAAGAAUCCAGGAAAAAAUGGAAAUGACGGGAACAUUCAAACAACAAAAAUUUCGACUUGUGGAUGAAGGUUUUAAUCCAUCUACAAUUACUGAUCCUCUUUAUUUUUUAGAUAAUUCUAAGAAAGCAUAUGUCUUGUUAACCAAAGAAUUACAUGAGAAGAUCUUAUCUGGGAAAAUGAAGCUUUAAUUAAUUGACCAUAUCAUAGGCUAUUAAGGGACAGUCUAUACAAGCUAUUUUAUGAGAGAACAAUGCAAUUAAUUACCAGUAUUUAUACAUAGUUAUUCAGAAUAAUCCUUUUUAUAUUUGAUAUUUACAUUCUUGCAUAUUUACUCACUUGAUCAUUUUUUUUCACUAAUCACUUUUUAACUCUUGAGACAAAUUUCUGAGCAAAUAACCUAUAUAACAUAACUGAAAUCUAUUUUAUAUUAACUUUGGAAUACAAAUGCUGAAUCUGAUACUUUUUCAUAGUACUAAAGGAAAUAAAUGAUACAUGGUAUGACACAUGGUAAAAAAAGAAUCAGCAUAUAAAAAUACCGUGUCACAUGUUGAGUCUAAAGGGAGUAACAUUUUUUUCCAUGGUUUUCAUACUUCUGAAUAUGUAUU